AUGUGGCUCUUCCGGGAUUCUCAGGCAGGUGAGACGCAGGCUGCCCAUACGGAAGAGUUGCGCGUGUCGGCGGACUGGGAGAUGUGUGUCUGCGCAGGCGGACUGUUUACCUUUGACAACCCCUGCGCCCGAGACCACAUCCGGUCGCCUUGGCACUGUUUUGCUAUUGGAGUAAGGUGAGUGACCUGAAUGCGGAAGGUGCAAGUUCGCCUCACUAUCAACUAAUUCAUCACGCGAAAGUUACCAAUGAUUAACCUGCUCGUGGAGCCCACGUUGGACUGGCUUCAUAGGGUGAUUGGCCCCCACGUGGGAUGUCGAAAGUGUUCGUAAAGAAGACUUGAAUAACUAGCGAAAGCGAAUAGGCACGAUUGCUCCACCCUCCGCAACCGUAUAGUGAUUAGGAAUAUGCCUUUCAAAUACAAUCUGCACCACGGCCUUGAUUUUCAAAUCUCUCACAAUGCCAAGGUUACUAGUCUGGGCAAGCCUGACAACCGUCCUAAUUCGACCGUAAUCUUCUACAUAAAAACGGCCUCCAACACUAUGGUCACACCGCAAGAGCUGUAAAGUUGGGAUCAAACAAUACAGGUGUCACGCUGGAUUUCUUAGCGACCAGUUUCUUGCGUAUAAAAGGACGUUCUAGCUUAGUAACUCGGCUUGACCAGCAUAUAAAUUUGACCUGGAUUGUUAAAUGCCUCAUUCUGGUAUACUAGUAAAUGCCUAUGAUGCCUGACAAUUUAAUACUCAGCUGGACAUGAUCUGGAAAAUGUACGUUGCGCGAUGAAGUAUGGUUGUGCCGGUACAAUGAGCGGCCCCGCGACUCGAAAUCCGACGUGCAGCUAUUCUUUCCUUUCGAAGGGGCCGACUUGCAUGCUCAGACAAAGGUCAAAAUGUGAUGAUCCUCAUGGGUGUUCUACACGUGUGUAGGAAUUUCAACAUCAUCAGUGGGACCUGUCAAUGAAAGUCCAAGCCGAAACUACGGUCCAUGCUGGCUAUGUCACGCUGCCGUCAUUUGACGGCGGCAUUGUAUGGGAUGCCAAUAGAAGCGAAGAGACGAGCCCCAGGAAGAAGUCUUGGAAAGGUAGACAUGAUCGCUGGGACAAGAACUUUAUUAGCCUGACGUUUCGGAUUCCUGAUCGAACCCAUCAUCAGAGACAACAGCAGAUACGGAAGGUUCAUGCAAAAGGGGCUGUAGUAUUUAUAGGAUGCAAUCGCCAUGCUACCGCAUACCUAUGAACAUUCACGGCUCCCCCCUUCAUUAGGGAUCGUCGCACUUGGUGUGCUUAUUGUUUGAUGGCCGUCCUUCGAGUCGUUAAUUGCGGCAAUUUCAUCACGUGCGUUGGAUGUUUGUGUGACGAUUGCUGGACUAUCUGACGCACCGACCCUAGUGUUGGGAAGAGUGCUCACCUGUUAAGAUGUUCGUUGAAUGUCAGCACCUGAUCCCGUUCGAUGACGCGAAGUUAUCAUCCACAUACGGGGCCCAAAACUUCGGUCUGAGGCAUCUUUUGAUGUUACAUCCAUUUUACUUCCAUUCCCCAGGACCUGGCAAUCGAGACAAUAGAGCUGCUACUACAAAACAAAUACGAUGAAACGGAGAAUCGUCUUGGACGCACCCAUAUCCUUCAGCUCCAGAAGCUCUGUCUCAGGACGUACUUCACGUUCGAUGCGACAAUCUAUGAACAGGUGAAGGGCACACCAAUGGGUUCGCCGAUUUCGGGUUUAAUCGCCGAGGCGGUCCUGCAACGGUUAGAGUCUUUGGUCUACCAACACCACAGACCGAAGCUCUGGGCCACGUAUGUGGAUGAUACCUUAGUCGCCAUUGAACGGGAUCAGGUGCUGACAUUCAAAGAACAUCUUAACGCCGUCUUCCCGGACAUUCAACUUGCGAUGGUGGAGGAAGAGAACAACCAGCUGGCCUUCCUGGAUGUCCUCGUAUGCCGCAAAGAUUGUGGUGGACUAAAGACCAAAGUGUUCUGGAAAGCGACAAAUACGAUGCAAUUAGUGAACUUCAACAGCAACCACCCAAUCAGCCUUAAACGCAGUUGUGUAAGGACGCUCUAUCGGCGUGUCGAAACGCACUGCAGUGAGCCGGAAGACAAGAUUGCCGAACUAAAAUACCCCGACGGGUCUUCAAAGCCAACGGCUGCACGCACAACUUUGUCAACCGGUGCAUACGCAAAAGGGACGACAGGCCUAACCGCGCGGAUACCAAAUCUUGGCGGGCGCUUCCGUAUGUUAAGAACGUUUCGGAAGCUGUCGGCCGCCUUCUCGCACCACUUGGGGUUGGAGUGGCACACAGACCGGAGGCAACCAUCAGGCGUCAGUUCAUGA
Spirometra erinaceieuropaei is the source of this 2328-nucleotide messenger RNA. Lineage: Eukaryota; Metazoa; Platyhelminthes; Cestoda; Diphyllobothriidea; Diphyllobothriidae. The record is from the annotation of a GenBank genome assembly.